Molecule: messenger RNA, 1276 nt
Organism: Linum tenue
Lineage: Eukaryota; Viridiplantae; Streptophyta; Magnoliopsida; Malpighiales; Linaceae
Source: the annotation of a GenBank genome assembly
AAUUCCCCUCCCUCAACAUUUCAAAAAACACCCACCAUGACAAAAUACCAAACCUAAUAAACCUUCAACAAAGAAAAGAAGAACCAACAAAGAAGAAAAGGAAAAAAAAACAUAAACCCCACCAAGGAAAUAUAAUAAGAAAUGAAACCCAAACCACCAGAUUUGCAAUUCAAACUGCAACACAAAAACACAACCUGAAAAUGGAUUAAACCCUCUCCGAAUCUCUUCUUGGUUCCUCCUUUCUUUCCAUCUUCUCUUCCUCAUUCCUUGUGUUCAUGUCUAGGGUUUUUGCUUGAGAGAGAGAGGAAUGGAAAUUAGGGAAUGGGAGUAUGGGGUGCCACAAGUGAGUGUGAUAGGGGAUGGGUAUUGUUUCCCAUAUUGCAAGGAGUUGGUGGUGAAGAAAAAGAUUAAGGGACUCUCGAAUGCCCAAUUCGAAGUCUUCGACCCUUGUGGCAAUGUCAUCCUCCAUGUUGAAGGUGGUGUCUGGAACUACCGUAUGAAGCGUGUUUUUCGAGAGCCUUCCGGAUUCCCCAUCCUCACUAUGUAUGGCAAGACCAUAACAUUAUGGCACAAAUGGAGGGCAUACAUCAACGAGGAGAGCCCAUCAUCAGAGCGAAUGAAUGACAACAACAAUCUUUUGUUCACGGUGAAGCAAUCUCACCCUCUCCAAAUCAAGAAGGAUCUCAAUGUUUACCUUUCUGACCAUCAUAUUCUUAGCAACGGCAAUAUGAACAACCCUACGAAGAAAAUCGGUGCGCCCGACUUCAAUGUCAUUGGCUCCUAUACCUCCCUCUCCUUCAAAGUGUACAAAGGCCAUAGGAUCUUGGCGGAAGUCAAACACAACUUCACCUUGGAGAGCUUCUACAAGGGGAAGGAAAGGUACACCAUCAAAGUCUAUCCUGAGGUUGAUUAUGCCUUUAUCAUCGCCCUCCUUGUUAUCAUUGACGAGAACGAUACUCCUUAGACUAAUAAUUUUUGUUCCAAUUGCUAUAUGUAUAAGUUUGGUUAGUGCGAAUCGAUCAUAUGGUCAUUUCCCACGUCGAGAGGAUUGAAUUGACAAACCUUCGAGAAAAAUAUUUAGUAAAAAAUGUCGAGGCUAAACAAUCGUGUAAAUUGUAACAUUAUGAGUAAUGUUUUUUUUUGUUGUAAUAUAACUUAUUGUGGAUUGUUGGUGGCAAUGGCGAAUUGGCGAUGGCAAAAGGUUAUGCAUUUACCAAUACAAUUUGAUUGAAUGAUUGUAAGUUUGUAACGUUAAAAUUUAAGUUGAGAAGUUCUC